UCUCUCUCUCUCCAAACAUAAUUUCUCCACGCAGCUCUUCACUUUGUUUCUCAAUGGAUUCUUUGCUCUUUUUCAUUGGAGUUGUGGGAAAUGUUAUCUCAGUCCUACUCUUUGCUUCUCCCAUAAAAACCUUCUGGAGGAUAGUGAGGAGGCAGUCGACGGAGGGGUUCAAGGCGACGCCCUACAUCGUCACCCUCCUCAGCUCCUCCUUGUGGGUCUACUAUGGGAUCACCAAGCCCGACGCAUACCUCGUCGCCACCGUCAACGGCGUAGGCAUAAUUUUGGAGGCCAUCUAUGUCGCCUUGUUCCUUAUCUUUGCUUCCCCUCCUCUUAGGGCCGAAACAGCAAUUUGGGUCUUAAUAUUGGAUGUGGGGAUCUUCGGAUUGGUCGUGGCAGUGACGAAAUUAGCUGUUAAUGGGAGCUUAAGGAUACUGGUUAUAGGAAGCAUUGGUGCUUUUCUCAAUGUGUUAAUGUAUGGAUCUCCUCUCACUCUAAUGAAAACAGUUAUAACCACAAAGAGUGUGGAGUUCAUGCCCUUCCUCCUCUCACUUUUCCUCUUCCUCAAUGGUGGGGUUUGGACUGUAUAUGCCAUACUUGACAGAGAUAUCUUUCUUGGGAUACCAAAUGGAGCUGGUUUCUUAUUGGGAGCAGCUCAAUUGAUCCUCUACAUGAUAUACAAGAACGCAAAGGUGUCCAAACACUUGGGCGAAACGAUUGAAGAUCAAUGGCAACAUGCACCCCUCAUUGGGCCAAAUGGCACACCAGCGGGACAAAGUGAUGCAACCAACCAAGUUUGAAUUUUGAAAAGCUCCAAAUAUAUAUAUACACAUCACUUAAAUUUUUAUGUGCAGUUUGUUUUCAAAGGCACUUGUAAAUUCUUUGAAGUUUGAACUUACAUCCUGGUAUUUGUAUGUAUGUAAUAGUGGAUUGUUUGGCUCAUA
Ananas comosus (pineapple) is the source of this 941-nucleotide messenger RNA. RefSeq names its product bidirectional sugar transporter SWEET17-like. Gene Ontology annotation, cellular component: membrane. NCBI's taxonomy places the organism in Eukaryota, Viridiplantae, Streptophyta, Magnoliopsida, Poales, Bromeliaceae. Gene Ontology annotation, biological process: carbohydrate transport. Gene Ontology annotation, molecular function: sugar transmembrane transporter activity. The record is from RefSeq and is a predicted model, not a curated record. The transcript is spliced from 6 exons. Bases 54 to 797 code for a protein of 247 amino acids.